ACAUCUUUGCUAUGUGGUAACAAAAAUAAUGCUAUAUCCAUGCUAAUUUACAUGAUCUGAGGCAGUAAUAGCGACUGAUCCUCGUAAUUUGGCCAUAGAACUCAAGAAGAAAAAGGCAGUCAUAUUAUCAGAACCUUUGGACCAUCGGCAAAGAGAGAUUCUCCCAAACUUACCAUUUGCUUUUUAUCUAUUGAUUUUACAUUAUUAUUUUUCUAGGCUUCGAAGUUUAUAUUAGAACGAUUAAACACACAAAUAUUGUACCAGAUAUCUCAUAAACCAUUAAAUAAUGUCAUAUCAACUUUAUAGAAAUACCACUUUGGGACAUACACUUCAAGAAAGUUUGGACGAAUUAAUUCAAUAUGGACAAAUAACACCACAGUUGGCUUGCAAGGUAUUGCUUCAGUUCGAUAAAUCUAUUAAUCAGACUCUUGCAACAAAAGUUAAGUCAAGGCUUACAUUUAAGGCUGGAAAGCUAAAUACAUACAGGUUUUGUGAUAAUGUGUGGACUUUUAUGUUGAAUGAUGUUGAAUUCAGAGAAGUUCAAGAGAUUACCAAAAUUGAUAAAGUCAAAAUUGUGGCCUGUGACGGAAAAAAUGUUGCGGAAGAAGGAUCAUCAAAAAAAAAUUAAUUUUUGAUCAAACAUAUACUCACUUCAUAAAAUAGUCAUUAAAACCUUUUGUUGUAAAAAUGAAAUUUUGUAAAGUGUAAAAUUGCCGUGUGUGUCCUAUCGCUGUACUAUUUACAUAAAGUUUAUGUGCCCACUUG
Molecule: messenger RNA, 765 nt
Organism: Cylas formicarius (sweet potato weevil)
Lineage: Eukaryota; Metazoa; Arthropoda; Insecta; Coleoptera; Brentidae
Gene: TfIIA-S
Product: transcription initiation factor IIA subunit 2
Exons: 3
Coding region: 287-628 (113 amino acids)
Biological process (GO): transcription initiation at RNA polymerase II promoter; RNA polymerase II preinitiation complex assembly
Cellular component (GO): transcription factor TFIIA complex
Molecular function (GO): RNA polymerase II general transcription initiation factor activity; TBP-class protein binding
Source: RefSeq, a predicted model, not a curated record